Urocitellus parryii (Arctic ground squirrel) is the source of this 807-nucleotide messenger RNA. The record is from RefSeq and is a predicted model, not a curated record. Lineage: Eukaryota; Metazoa; Chordata; Mammalia; Rodentia; Sciuridae.
AUGCUUUUAGGAGAGAGGAAAGAAUCAUAUAAGUCAGGAGAUCAAGUGAUUUACAGAUGUCCAAAAUUUUACCAAGUGGAUGGGUCCAACACUAUAACAUGUAUUAAUGGCAAAUGGAUAGGAAAGCCAAUGUGCAAAGAUAUUUCCUGUGUGAAUCUACCUAAAGUGGAAAAUGCUAAUAUAAUAUCAAAACAGAUGCUUAAGUAUCCAUCUGGUGAGAGAGUACGUUAUGAAUGUAUCAAACCUUUUGAAAUAUUUGGGGAAGUAGAAGUGAUGUGUCUAAAUGGAAUUUGGACAGAGCCACCUCAGUGCAAACAUUCCACAGGAAAAUGUGGGCCUCCUCCACCUAUUGACAAUGGAGACCUCACUUCAUUCCCAUUAGCAGUAUAUCCUACGGGAUCAUCAGUUGAAUAUCAGUGCCAAUCCUUAUAUCAACUUGAAGGUAGCAAGACAGUAAUAUGUAGAAAUGGAAAGUGGUCAAACCCACCAAAAUGUUUACAUAAGUACUUCAAUGCAUGUGUAAUAUCAGAAGAAAUCAUGGAAAGAUACCACAUAACCUGCAGGUGGAAAGGACAGCAAAAGCUUUAUGCUUCAUCAGGGGACAUAGUUGAUUUUGUGUGUAAAUAUGGAUAUUCUGCAUCAACGCGACCUCAAUCAUUUCUUACAAGGUGUAUUGAUGGUCACCUGGAAUAUACCGUUUGUACAUAAGAGCUACUCUUAAUCUCAUUAAAAUGUGCACUUAAAUUCAGAAUUUUUAUUAUUAAUCUAGUUUUCAAUUUUAUUUUAAAACAUUGUUUAACUCAUUUU